Adelges cooleyi (spruce gall adelgid) is the source of this 3403-nucleotide messenger RNA. Its product is annotated as scavenger receptor class B member 1-like. Bases 590 to 2461 code for a protein of 623 amino acids. NCBI's taxonomy places the organism in Eukaryota, Metazoa, Arthropoda, Insecta, Hemiptera, Adelgidae. The record is from RefSeq and is a predicted model, not a curated record. Gene Ontology annotation, cellular component: cytoplasm; membrane. The transcript has 10 exons. Gene Ontology annotation, molecular function: scavenger receptor activity.
GCUAAUAAUUUAUCAUUCGACGUUUGAUUGAUGUUUGAUACACAUAUUAUAUUGUACGAUUAUAGAUCGGUGCUAUACCUAAUAUUAUAUGAACGGUUUCUAUAAACGUACAUAUAUAUAAAUAUACAUAUUUAAGCUUUUACCGAAUCAUCGCGAUCGGUGAUUGCCCGGCACCGCGUCCGUUCGCCGCAAUACGGUAGUCGUACGUUUUCGUCGCUAAUUAUCUUAUUAUUGUUAUAUUCUGUCGUUGUGAUUACUAUUGUUUUUCUCGUUUAAAUAUUAUGUUGUUUUCUUCGACAUUAACGAUGUACACAUGACUCUGUAGAAUUCGGCCGGACCAUAAGCGACGUCCGAGUGCCAUCAUCCGUUUAUAAUAGAGAAACACUAUAUUACAAGUUCAGUCCUAACGACCCACCGGCCUCAAUCGGAUCAGCCGGCUUUAUCUGGACGAGCACGCGCCACCAUUGACGUUUUCUAGUGCCCGUCCGUGUGACUUCUGUUUUUCGAUAUUGGUCCUAUGCAUUUUAUAUAACAUAUAAUAAGUAUAGUUUGGGUACGAGUUGCGAGUAUAAUACAGCCGUGAGUAGACAUGAAAAAUCUAUUAUCCAUGCUGUCGUAUACGGCGUCCAAAGGGGACGACCGUCGGCCCAGCUACACGGCGGUGAACAUGGCCGGGGCCGACAAAAGCUCCAGGCGGUUCAGCUACAGCGCCAAUAGGCGAAAGAGCUUGGACCCUGCGGCCGUCCUGGGACGGUCUAUCCUGGAUGGCAAGUUGGUCGAUCCCCGGACAAGAAACACAUGUUUGAUAUCGUUGAUGUUAAUUGGCGUUUCCGCACUUGUUUUGGGUACACUCAUCGCUGUCUUUGACCCGUAUCAUUUAAUCCUAAAAUGGAAACUAGUUAUGGCAGAAGGUGAUGAAGCUUUCAAGAUGUGGAAGACUCCCGACGUACAAAUUCAUCUUAAAGUGUACAUAUUUAACAUAACAAACCGAGAAGAAUUUUUAGCAGGCAAAGAAAAACUUAGAUUUCAAGAAGUCGGUCCAUACGUUUAUCGAGAAAAUAUGGAUCAUAAAAAUCUAACGUUUAAUGACAACAACACAAUGACGACAUCGCCUGUACACCCCCUGACGUGGGUUCCAGAGCUAAACAAGGGCAGAGAAGAUGAUGUUUUGAUUUUACCAAACAUAGCACUAUUGAGUUUUGCCAGUGUCAUGGCGGAGAGUUCAAUGAUCACAAGAAUGGGCGUUAAUCUACUAAUCCACCAGACCAAGUCUGAGCCGUUUAUCAGACAAACAGCCAGGGAGUUCAUGUUUGGUUACGAAAGCGCUUUGGUGACCAUCGGCAACAAAUUUUUACCGUCGUGGAUCGUUUUCGACAAACUGGGUCUCAUCGACAGGAUGUACGAUUUCACUGGAGAUACGUCAACGGUAUACACUGGCCGGGAUGACGUUCGCAAGUCUGGUAUUAUUGAGAACUACAACAGGAACCCGUAUUUGCCUCAAUGGGCGCCGCCUUGUAACGUGGUAACUGGCGCUUCGGACGGUACCAAGUUCCCGUCAAUGAUGAAACCCAACGACACUCCUCUCUUUUUCAGGAAGUCUUUGUGUAGAGCUAUGCCGAUGGUAAGAACCACCAAUCUGACAAUACAAGACGGUCUACCGGUGUACAAAUACGUAUUCAAAAACGGUACCUUGGACAAUGGGGCUGAUAACCCGGACAACAAAUGCUUUUGCCGUAAAAAUAAAUGUUUGAAGCCAGGACUUAUCGACGUCACUGAUUGCUAUUACGGUUUUCCCAUUGCUCUCUCAUACCCUCAUUUCUACAAAUCCGACAAUUCACUGCUGGAAGCCGUGGACGGCUUAAAUCCCGACCAGAAAAAACACGAAACAUACUUUCUUAUAAAUCCCGAAACUGGUUUACCCGUACAACUGUACGUUAGGAUGCAAAUUAACUUGGCUUUAGGUGAUCUGUCCACUAUGGCAAAUACGGAGUCGUGCAGCGAUCAAGUUAUACCGUUGGUCUGGACGGAAAUCGGGUUCGAAAAGCUGCCCACCAGCAUGCUGACCAAGUUCUUCGUGUACCUAAGGGUCGGACCGGUCGUGUUCACCGGGCUCGAGUAUUCACUGCUGGUCGGCGGCGUGGCGUUCAUAGCGCUCACCGUGAUCGCGUCGCUGUACAUACCCGAAGACGACGAGCUCAAGUUCAGACAAUCAUCGGCGUGGCGCCGGGAAAGUCAGACGCUGACCAGGCAACAAGAGUGCGGUGCCGUCACCUCGAGGCGCACGUCGGCUACCGGCGGCAAGGAGAUGAACACCUACUACAACUCCCUAUUAGACGGCGGUGCCGUCACCGACAGACUGAACGCUAGCCUAUGCGAACGGCUGGAAGUCGUCAACGAGACCAUGUCGCCCAGCAGCUGUACGGAAUCAGAAGACGAGGACGACCGGUCCAUGUUGGCAUGACGGAGAGAACAUCAUAGACAAUCACCAUGAUCAUAACGACGACAGAGCAACAGAAGAGCGGCAGUAAAUAAUUUUUAAAAAAGAAGUAUUACUCGUUUUUUCAAUUUUAUAUUUGACGCACUACUUUUUUCGUUAUUACUUUAUUAUACGCGUUUCGACCUCGUCGCGCUGACAUUUGAAAAAACAAAAAAAUAAUCAUAUUUUUGCCAUGUCCGACCGUCAGCCGUCGACAAGCGAAAUAUCAUUAUUGUGAUAUGACCUAAGUACUCUUUUAAGUUUUAUAUAAUAUUAUGUAUAUCGGACGUGUCACGUAAAGCGAUAAAUAACUACUUUUUAUUUUUACUGGUACCUUUUACAUAUAUAUAUGAAUAUGACUUAUCGUUUAUUUAAGUGCUGAUGUUUUGCUGAAAUCUAAUUUAUUUUUACACUUAAGUUAUUUAAAUUGUGAUCUAUAUUUUAUACGUCGCGUAUUUUUAUAUUUUUUAAUAUGCAUAUCGGCUGUCUAUACAUCAGUUAUCGUAAAAAUCAUACGUAUACAUUUAUAUAUAUAUAUUUUUAUUUUUAUUUUACACAUACAUAUUUUAUGUUUUUUUACCUAUACACAGAUACCUAUACAUAUUUUAUGUUUUUUUUACCUAUACACAGAUAUUUGUCAAUAUUGUAUAGCAACUAACGUUUCUGUCUGGAACUAUAUUAUAUUAUAUUAUAUUAUUAUAUUAUUAUUUAUUCUAUUUUUACGCACCACUAAAUUAAUAAUGGUAUUCUAAGGCUGUUUUUAGACUGUACAUUUCGUGCCAAAAUUGAAUUUUUUGUUUCGUUCGCAAGAAUAAAUAUUAGUUAUAAAAGGAGAAAUAUUUUUAUUCUCCGCAAGUGUAAAUACUAUGUUAAUUAUUGUAUAAUUGACUCGAUUCAUUAAAGUUUAAAAAUAAACCUUACAUCGUA